CAUAAGCCAUUUUGUGCAUUGUUCAAGCAGCUGUGUAAAAGUAUUGCUUAUCAUUCCGUUUUGAGAUGUCAAAACUUGGUUGAUUAUUAUUGUCGAAUAUUAUCUUUGACGCGAACAUAUGAUUGUCAUAAGGCGACAAUUUUGAAGUAUCAUCACACACGUAGUUAAAAAAUCAUAUACAGAUUUUGUGUAACAAAGAACUUUCCAAUAUCUUUUAUUAACCUUGGCCUGGUCGUCAUAACAUACACAUUGUUUUGGCAAUUCAACUUACCACAAUGAGUAACGAAAGGUUGCAUAGUGACCCACGUCAAUGUGUAAAUGUGUGGAUGGACAAAAUGAAUCAACGAAUAUUAUCAGACACCCACUUUAAAGAACACUGGCGAAUUUGGGUUCCAAAAAUAUAUAGUCCAGAACCAAAUAGUGAUUGUCGAAAUUGGUUUUUUGAUGGAGAAAGAGCACAAAAAGUACUUUUUAAUACCUUAGAAGAAUUUAUUUGUAAUGGAGAUCCAAAGGGUGUAUUAAAAGAACUAAGUCAAACAGAUAAUGUGAUAUGUGGUAAAGUAUUCAAAAUGGGCGAGGCUACAUAUAGUUGUAAAGAAUGUGGUGUGGAUCCGACAUGUGUCCUGUGUGCAGAUUGUUUUAAACAAUCAGCUCAUCGUCAUCAUAAGUAUAGAAUGGGUACUUCUAGCGGUGGAGGAUUUUGUGAUUGUGGAGAUAUAGAAGCUUGGAAGAAAGAACCAUUUUGUAAUACACAUUUAGCUGGAAUUCAAGCUAAAGAGUCUCAUGAAAAUAAAUUACCUGGAAGUAUAGCAGGAAGAGCAGUAGUGACUUUUGAGGUAGUAUUAAGGUACUGCCAUACAAUGUUAUCUUUAGAACCUACACAAGGAUUACCUUUAGAUUUGUGUUUCAAUGAUAUUGAGGAUGAUGAUCCUUUGUCAUUAUUAUUAACUACAGAUGAUUAUUGUACAGUUCUUUUUAAUGAUGAGACUCAUACAUUUGAUCAAGUGAUUGGUACACUUACACGUGUUAUGAAUUGCACACAAAGAGCUGCACUAGAAUUUGUAACAGUUGUUGACAAAGAUGGCAGAGCUGUUGUAAAGCGUGCUAGAUUUCAGCAAUGCAAAGAAUUACAGAAUGAUAUUGAAAAAUUUACUUCAAGACAUAGUAAUCGAGCAUUGAAGGUACUUGUAGUUCAUGCUCAUGUAAUUGCUCAUCAGAUAUUUGCCAUGGAACUUUUACAUUGGCUACAACAAUUCAUAAAUCCCUGUGAGAGUUUCAGAGUGCUUUUCAGUGAUGUUGCACUCAAUACAAAAAUACCACUUAUUUCCAUUGUAGAAGCUAUACUUCUGAAAGAUUCACAGCUAUGGAAAUCUGCAAGAACAGCAUGGCACACAUUAUUAAUGUCUGGAAUGCUUAUGGAAUAUGAAAGCAAAAAAGCUUUAGCAAUUGUCUUUACUUCUCACUAUGGUUCUAUUAUGAAAGAUUACAUAGGAGAUGAUCAUGAUCAUUCAUUUUCUAUUGUUUCAUUCUCUGUGCAGUUAUUUACAGUGCCUACAUUGGCCCACUAUCUUAUUGCACAUCAUGAUGUGCUAUUUAUCUUAUUAAAUACUUUUAUUUCGGAAAGUUCACGAAGAUGUAACGAUGCAGGGAAGUUGGAAUUUGAAAGAGAUACUCCGAAUAUUUCUUUUAAAAGAGCUAUAUGUAUACUUCAAGAUUUACGAUAUUUGCUAAGCUCUAAACCACAAGUUUGGACUGAUGAAUUAAGAAAAAGCUUUCUACAGGGACUUGCACUUUUACUUACACUACUUAGCAGUAUGCAAUGUAUGGAUGCUGUGGUGAGACAAGUUGGUCAACAUAUGGAAUAUGAACCUGAAUGGGAAUCUGCGUUUAAUUUAUAUAUUAAACUAUCUCCAGUUAUUAGUCUUGCUUUACAAUGGUGUGGCUCAGAUCAAAUUGUUUUAAUAAAAGCUUUUAGGCUGGUUUUGAGAAAAUUACAUGAACAGCCAGGACAUAAGUAUGGUUUACCUCAAGUGAGAGAAUUAGCAGAUCAUAGUGCAACAUGUCUUCAAUAUGAUGUAUCAUCUGAACCAGUAUCUAUACAUCUUCCACUCUCCAGAUUUUUAGCAGGUCUUUUUCCAUAUCUUGAAAUGCAUGAUUUACAUUUUCAAUGUGCAGAGUUUAUCAAUCAUACAAAGCCAACAUUAGAGCAGAUUAUAGAACCGGUAUUAGCAACUCAAGUAAUGAUUGCACAAGUACAUAGUGGUAUGUGGAAGAGGAAUGGAUAUUUUUUGUUAAAUCAGUUAUAUUUUUAUCACAAUGUUAAAUGUCGCUCAGAGAUGUUAGACAGAGAUAUUAUUUUACUUCAAGCUGGGGCAUCUUUAAUAGAAAGUAAUGAAUUUCUCAUUCAUGUUUUAAAUAAAUUUAAUCUUUUACAAUGGGCAAGUUCAGACUUUGAUGCAAAUGCUGUCAAAUAUCUUGAAGAUGAGAGUACCAGACAAACGUUGGUUGAAGAGUUUCUAGGAUUACUUAUAACAAUAAUAGGAGAACGAUAUGUACUUGGAGUUGGACAAGUUACUGCUGAUGAUAUUUUAAAAAAGGAAAUAAUUCAGCAAUUAUGUAUCAAACCUCUUUCUCAUUCAGAGCUUAGUAGAACAUUAUCGGAUGAUACAGAUUUGGAAACUGAAAUGGAAAGGGUAAUACAUGAUGUUGCAGAUUUUAAAAAACCUUCACAAGCAUUAGGAGGAAAAGGAGUAUAUGAACUAAAACCUCAUUUAUAUUCUGAGUAUAAUGUAUUCUUUUAUCAUUAUACAAAAGAGGAAGUAAGUAACUCUGAAGAAACACAACGAAAACGAAGAAAAGCUUUAGGAGAAUUAGAAUGUUGUCCACCUCCCAAACUUCCCAAAUUAACAGAAGUGUUUAGUUUGGUAACGAAUUUAUUGCAGUGUGAUGUCAUGUUACAUAUUAUGCAAAUUGUGUUAGAAAGAGCACUUAAUUGUAGGCCCCGGAGAUUUUCAGAAUCACAAGUGCAUAAGAUUUUACAUCUUAUUGGAUAUGCCCUUCAAGAACAAGAAUCUGGUUAUUAUCCUUUUUUUGCUUUUACAGCAAGAGCUGCAAAAUGGAAAAUCUAUAAAUUGUUAGAAGAUUUAUCUAAUAGUCCACGUGUAGAAGCUCAUAAAGAUUUAUUAACUUGGGUUUUAACAAAGUAUAGAGAAGUUGCUGGUAAUACUGCAAUGGAAGUUAACACAACAGCUGCUGCAUCAAAUACAGAAAAUGUUACAAGUGAAAAUGUUGAAACUGAGAAAGAAUGGAGGACAAAAAUGGCAGCAGAAAAACGUGCAAGAAUAAUGGCACAAAUGGCUGCUAUGCAGAAACAUUUUAUGAAAGAAAAUGCUGAGCUAUUUGAAGAAGCUGCUUUAGAUGUGAAUAAAUCUACCAAUAGUGACUCUAGUAUGAAUUCGGGAAAGUGUCCUCAAAAAAUACCUGUUGCUGUUGGUAUUGGACAAACAUCUAACAUCUCUGGGGAAGAAACUUAUAAAACUUGUAUUUUAUGCCAGGAGGAUCAAGUUGUAACAGUAGCUGGUCCAGCAAUGGUAUUAGCUGCAUUUGUUCAACAAUCCACAGUACUGUGUCAAGAUAGAUAUAAUAUUGAUGAGCCUGAUCCAUUAAUUCUUUCUGCAAAACUUGGUGCAUCACCACAUACUGGUACUUGUGGUCAUGUAAUGCAUGUACAUUGUUGGCAAGAGUAUUUUAAUAAUGUACUUGCAAAAGAGAAUAGAAGGCCAUUCCGUAUACGACAACCAGCAAGUUUUGAUGUGGAGAAACAUGAAUAUCUUUGUCCACUUUGCGAGUGUCUCAGUAAUACUGUCUUACCUCUUUUACCACCUUUAAGAACAUUACAACCAACUUCACCAAAUCAGCCUGAAAUUGAUUUUGGUACAUGGUUGGAAGCUCUAAGAAUCACAGAAUGCAAAUUAAGUGAAAAAUUACAUAAACCACAAUCUACUAAAGAGCAACUUGAUCCAACAUGUCGCUACUAUGCAAAUGCAUUUGUAUGUCCUGUAAAGGCCAUUCGUCAUGAACUUGGAAAUGCAGCAAAUGCUUUUGAAUCCGUUUAUAAACAACAUGCAUUCUCCAUUUCAGAAAAUUUAAUUACUACAAUUCAUUUUUUUGCACAAGCAGCAUACACAAAAGAAUUUGGCACUGAACCUCAUGAAGGUGAUUCCAGAGUACCAUUAUUGGCAUGGAAAUCAACAGCAUAUAGUAUUCAUGCUAUAGAAUUCCUUCUACGUGAUAUGGAUAAACCUUUAUUGGGUGCUUUAUCAUCUAGACAAAGGGACAGUUUAGAAGGGCUUACUAGAAUUUCAGCUGUUUUAGCAUCGACGUGUACAUUACGUACAAGUUUAACACAUUCAACAUGGGCAAAUAAAGAGACUAUUGGAAGUCAUGCUCUUUCUCUUUUAACAUUAUUACUAAAAAAUCCGCAUGACGGAGCAAGUAUUUUAGAUUGGGAUCCAUUUGGAGUACUUGUUCCUUUAAUCAAUUCACUCCCAUGUCUCUUUAGUACAAAAUGUGUGACUCCGCCAAUCAUUACUGGUGGAAUAUUUGAAUUUUAUGCUUUGCAGCUUAUAUUUAUAUCUCUUAUAGUAAAAAUAUUAUUAACAUCAGAUUUUAGUGAAGAGAUGGAGAUAGAUAGUCAAGAAACUGAAAACACGUACUCGGAAUCCAUUUUAACAUUGGUUCAAAUUUUAAAUAUUAAUGUUGGUACUCAAACAGCUGCUAAUAUAUGGAGACGAGUCACAGAAGCUUCUUUACCCUUUCUUAGAUGUUGUGCUCUCUAUUUUCAUUAUAUAUCUGAUGUUCCAGCACCAGAGGAACUAACUAAAAUAAAUGGAGCAACAUAUGGAAAUAUUUGUGCAUAUUUGGGAUUACCUACAACAUGUGAUGGAUUAGUAAAGCCAAAUUUAGAUAUAAUUAUAAAAUUAAUAAAUAUUUGGAAAAGUCACCCCACUGUUCAAAUGCAUCUAUCUGGUGAUAGUACAGACACAAUAAUAAAAGAACCAUUGAAAGUUAAUAAAUUAGUGGAGCUUCCAGAAGAUUAUAGUGAAUUAAUAAAUAUGAUAUCGCCAUUUAGAUGUCCCAACAGCGUUCGAGAGGAUUCUAAAACUCCGACGCUGUGUCUCGUAUGUGGCGAAAUGUUAUGUUCUCAAAGUUAUUGUUGCCAAUAUGAAGUGAAUGAUGCGAUAGUUGGUGCGUGUACAUAUCACGCAAGUAAAUGUGGAGCUGGAGUAGGAUUAUUCUUACGAAUACGGCAGUGUGAAAUCCUUUUUUUAAGAAUUUCAAAUCGAGGAUCUUUUGCUUGUUCACCUUACCUUGAUGAGUAUGGAGAAACAGAUCAAGGUUUACGAAGAGGAAAUCCGCUUCGAUUGUGUCAUGAUAAGUACAGGCAAUUAAAUCAAAUGUGGCUGGGGCAUGGACUUUAUGAAUCCAUAUCAAGGGGUAUCGAGUCUUUAAGUAGUCUUAUGUCAACACGAUGGCAGUAUCUAUAACCACCCUAGGAUUUUCUAUGCAAUCUAGCCAGGACAUUUAGUUAUGGAUACUAA
Molecule: messenger RNA, 5600 nt
Organism: Habropoda laboriosa
Lineage: Eukaryota; Metazoa; Arthropoda; Insecta; Hymenoptera; Apidae
Gene: Ubr1
Product: E3 ubiquitin-protein ligase UBR2
Exons: 2
Coding region: 276-5546 (1756 amino acids)
Biological process (GO): ubiquitin-dependent protein catabolic process via the N-end rule pathway; protein ubiquitination
Cellular component (GO): cytoplasm; ubiquitin ligase complex
Molecular function (GO): zinc ion binding; ubiquitin protein ligase activity
Source: RefSeq, a predicted model, not a curated record